Molecule: messenger RNA, 1219 nt
Organism: Empidonax traillii (willow flycatcher)
Lineage: Eukaryota; Metazoa; Chordata; Aves; Passeriformes; Tyrannidae
Gene: CELF3
Product: CUGBP Elav-like family member 3
Exons: 8
Biological process (GO): mRNA splice site recognition; regulation of alternative mRNA splicing, via spliceosome
Cellular component (GO): nucleus; ribonucleoprotein complex; cytoplasm
Molecular function (GO): mRNA binding
Source: RefSeq, a predicted model, not a curated record
CAGCACCUGGGAAACGGCCGGGACGUACGGGGAGCGCCGCCCCCCGGGCAGAGCUGCCCCCGCCCCGCCGCGCCCCGUCCCCGGAGCCGAGCCAAGCCCCGGGGCCGCCUCGUCCUUUGUGUGCGCCGGGGCACCGGGCACCGCCGGCAGCAGCGGGAGCCGAGCCCGGGGAGCGGGGAUAGCGGGGAGCGGGAGCGGCCCCGGGGCCCGGGGACCCCCCGGCGGCCCCAUGAAGGAGCCCGACGCCAUCAAACUCUUCGUGGGGCAGAUCCCGCGGCACCUGGAGGAGAAGGACCUUAAGCCCAUUUUCGAGCAGUUUGGGAAAAUCUACGAGCUCACCGUCAUCAAGGACAAGUACACCGGCAUGCACAAAGCUCCCAGCACCUGGAAUGGCCUCCAGUGGCGGGAACAGCCCCGUGAUACCGACCCUGGUACCCGGAACGGCUCCCGGGUCCCUGCCCUCCCCACGGGGUUCUCCCCCCACUGUCACCGGUGCCACCCCUGGUGUCUUGCAGAGGACCGGAAGCUGUUUGUGGGGAUGCUCAGCAAACAACAGGCGGACGAGGAUGUGCGGAAGAUGUUUGAGCCCUUCGGCACAAUCGAUGAGUGCACUGUCCUCAGGGGGCCCGACGGCACCAGCAAGGGCUGUGCCUUCGUGAAGUUCCAGAGCCACGCGGAGGCCCAGGCGGCCAUCGCUGCCCUGCAUGGGAGCCGCACGCUGCCGGGUGCCUCGUCCAGCCUGGUGGUGAAGUUUGCGGACACAGAGAAGGAGCGGGGGCUGCGGCGGAUGCAGCAGGUGGCCACCCAGCUGGGCAUGUUCAGCCCCAUCGCCCUCCAGUUCGGCGCCUACAGCGCCUACACACAGGCGCUGAUGCAGCAGCAGGCGGCCCUGGUGGCCGCUCACUCCGCCUACCUCAGCCCCAUGGCCACCAUGGCCGUGCAGAUGCAGCACAUGGGCACAGUCAACCCCAACGGGCUCAUCGCCACCCCCCUGCCCCCCUCCUCAGGAACCAGCACCCCCCCGGCCAUGGCGGCCACGCCCGUUCCGGCCAUCGCCGCCCCGCUGAGCGUCAACGGCUACAGCCCCGUCCCCGCGCAGCCCGCGGGACCCCCUGCCCCCGACGCCGUCUACGCGGGGGGGGUUCCCCCCUUCCCAGCCCAGAGUCCCGCUGCCCCCGGGGACCCCCUGCAACAGGCAUACGCUGGGAUGCAGCACUAC